Linepithema humile (Argentine ant) is the source of this 3682-nucleotide messenger RNA. RefSeq names its product Reversion-inducing-cysteine-rich protein with kazal motifs (gene Reck). Lineage: Eukaryota; Metazoa; Arthropoda; Insecta; Hymenoptera; Formicidae. The record is from RefSeq and is a predicted model, not a curated record. Gene Ontology annotation, cellular component: plasma membrane. Gene Ontology annotation, molecular function: metalloendopeptidase inhibitor activity; protein binding. Gene Ontology annotation, biological process: extracellular matrix organization.
GAGAGGGUUGCUUCACAUUGAUAACAUGUGCUGCUUAACGACGCUGCUGAUAGUUGCAGUCGCGACGAUUCUCGCGCCGGUCGCUGCGACGAAUCCCUUUCUCGAUGCCGCACAAGAGAUGUCCUGUUGCUCAAUGGCUGCUGGAUCCUGUCGGAAUGUCUGCUCCAAGAUAUCCUUGGUGGUUAUGGGUGCCGAUAUUGAAGCAAGGGAAAACGCCACGCAACGGCUGCUGGAGUUUUGUUCUAUGGAGUUGGUAAACUUUUGGACUUGUGUGAACUCGACGUUGAACAAUCUCACGAGAAACGAAGAUUGGAUCGGCCGAGGAUGCUGCCGUCUCGCGCAGAAUCCCAGGUGUCGCACGACCUGCGCCGUCUCGGGUUCCACGGAUGAUCUGAAUGGAGACUGCCGACCGAGCGACGAGCCCGAGUUUUUCUUCUGCCUGGAGAAGCGCGAGGAGGCCGAGCGAUGCUGCAGCACUGUCUCCAACGACACUUGCAGAACUAUCUGCAAGGAUAUCUUUUACAAGCCCGGCAAGCAGUCCAGUUUGAAAUUGUACAGCAGCAAGGGAUGCUUCCAUCAGAUUCCCAAAUGUCUGAAGAGCGUGGCCGAAGUUAAACACGCCGAAGAUCCGAAGCAACAUUUACAUUGUUGCAACGAAGCCACGACUCCGGCCUGUCUAGAGACAUGUCGCAAGACUCUACAUACCGCGACCACCGACCAGGAGAUCAUGGACGCCCUGACGGAGAAAUGCAGUCCCGUGUUGCCGCAGUCGCCGAUGUGGAGCUGCCUAUUGAAGUCGAGCUCGACGAAACCGGCGCGUGUGCCGUUGGAUGCUGGCAAGCUGGCGUGCUGCACGAAAGCUGCGAGAUCUUCCUGUCAAACUUUGUGCUGGCGUGCCUUUCAGGCUGACUGGGAAACCGCCUGGGCACAGUUGGACACGCAGUGUCUCUCGUCGAGCUCGGAGGGUGAGCUAAGAAGGUGCCUCGAGGACGCGGAUGAUCCCUGCGAGAUGGGCUGUUCCGGUUUGUCUUACUGCGCGCGGUUUAACGAUAGGUCCACCACUUUGUUCAGAACAUGCACGGCCACGGCCGACGAGGCAGCCAAGUGGGAGGCCGAUCAUUGGUCCAGAGGCGGCAUCAUUCGCGGCUUAAGCGUGCCCGUGCGCGCAGCUGCUUCUUGUCCGGUGAAGACUCUGCGCGCGGCGGCCUGCCUUCUGCAAUUGCGACCUUGCGAGACCAGAAUCCACGAGACGCGACUCUGCCGCGAAGAUUGCUUGGAACUGAUGGCAAGUUGUGUCGAUUGGAGCGCGAUCACCGGACCCCACACAGCGGCUACUCUGUGCGCUAAGCUGUCACCGGGCAGACCGGAUACGCCGUGCGUUUCAUUGAGGCCUUUCCUGGAUGAUCCGCCGGGGGUCGUGACACAUCCCGAAGAGGAUAUCACGACGCCGUGCAAGCGGAAUCCCUGUCCACAGGGCCAGAUCUGCGUGCUUCAGCCGAACGGCGCCAAGAUCUAUCGUUGUCUACCGGCUUGCUCCCUCGGCGAGAUGUCAAAGCAACUGGUCCCGGUCGGCUCCUGGGUCCAGAUCCCGCGGUAUGAUCAGCAGGGGUGCUUGAAGAUCUGCCAGUGCACGCUGCACGGUUUAGAGAAGUGUCGUGUGCUCAAUUGCUUCAAUUUCAAGUCCUGCUGGGUGCACAACCGUUUCAUCCAGCACAAGGAAAGCUUCUACCUCGAGUGCAAUCUCUGCCAUUGUUACGAGGGCGAGUUUACAUGCUCCAAGAGAAGCUGCGGCGAGCAGCGCGCGCUGUCCUUGCCCUGCGAUUGCCCGGCCCAUUACGUUCCGGUUUGCGGCAGAUUGGGCUUCACCUUCGCGUCCGCUUGUCUGGCGAAGUGCGCCGAGCUGUCGGCGACCGAGGUGGAGUUCGGCAGCUGCUCCAGUCGCGAUCCCUGCGUGCCGCAUCCCUGCGACAGCGCGGAAAAGUGUGUCCGCAGGCCCAGAGUCUGCUUGUCGCGCUUGCACAAGCCUUGCCGGCAGUACGAGUGCGUGCCAAUAGACUGCAGUCCGCGCGAGGAGUCCAGCGGACCGGUUUGCGACCGGGAGAAUCGUCAGUAUGCCUCCGUCUGCGCUAUGAUCCGAGCCGGGGCCAGCUUGAACUACAGGGGACCUUGUCUGAAGGGGUGCAGUCUACGAGGUCCGGUGUGCGGCAUCAACGGCGAGGUCUACGAUAACGAAUGCGCGGCCUGGGCCGAAAGGACCGUCGUGGAUUACAAAGGUCCUUGCGUCGCCGUGGGCCUCAUAGAGGAACAGGCAAAACCUAGCUGCGGCGAUGCUGUUCAGUGUCCUGCCUUGGUGGAACCGUACUGCAUCGGAGUCACUCCUCCAGGCGCCUGUUGUCCCGUUUGCGCAGGAGCGGCGAGAUUGUUUUAUUCGAAGAAACAGUUGGACAGAAUCUAUUAUAUGAUGGAUGAGGAAGCCGACAAGGAUUCCGUCACCUUAGAAACUCUUCUGGUCGCUCUAGGUCGUCAAUUGCAAGUGGCACAAUGCGCUGUUCGCGGCAUGAUAACGCCUGAUCGCGAUGUUUUCAUCGUCGUUCAGCCGAUUACUAAAAAGCCAUCGGCGUUGCAACUGCGAGCUUGCGUGACAGAGACGGAGAAGCUCGUGAUCAGGAUUUCGGAGAGGAGUCCCAGAAUCGUGGCGGAGGUUCCGCUUGGUUCGCUGACGAGGGCUGAAGUGGCUCAUGGUUAUGUUUCUAGUGCCAUGGAAAUUCGAGCUUGUCUCACGACGCUUAUCAUUACUAUCUGCGUGCUAACUUCAUGAAUACACUUACAUCAAGAGGAAAAUGAGAUACAUCGCUUAUCUUGUCCAGUACGAUUCUGAAAUAUUUUAACUGAUCGCGUGGAAGUAUCCGAAUUCAUUAUUAUGAAUUCGAAUCGAAAAUUACAGUCCUAAGCGAUGAAUCUCGUUUUCUUUUCCGUUCGUGGUGCCGCAAGCAUUUCUUUACCUAAUCGCGACGCCAUUCGCGACGGCGAAUGUCUACAGCGUGUCUCAUGUCUGUGAUUUUUCUAGUGCCUUCUAAUAGCAUACAGCAGCAUAGGAUGUAUUUUUAGUUAUCGAUUAAUAUUGCCAAAGAGAAAAAAAAAAAGAAUAUAUAUCGAGAGCGAAUGUACAAAAGAUGUAGGAUUCAUCACGUGCAAAAAUGUCACGGGUAAUCGAGAACUGCUCAUUGUAAGUUGUAAAUAAGAAGAGUCCUUAAAUUUAAGUUAUAUCAGUUCAUCCACGUAUUGAUCGACGUAUCGGUAUAUUGUGUGUUCGCAUAUGUGACUUUUACACAGCGUGUCUUGAAAAAAAAACCCAAUAAGUUUAAGAUAAUUUCGUUACUGAAUUUUCCGUUAAAAGAUAAUCAAAACUAUCAAAAACUCUUUAUAAAUUGAAUAUUUUUCUGGCACACGCUGUGUAGGUACGGUUUUACGCUGCUGAGUGUUCCAAAUCUUCAUAUUUUACAUGACGAAUAAAUAAACUGAAAGAACCCAUUAAAAGAAAAUGCGGGUGUUUGCAUAUUAUUUGUAAAUCUGUGAAAUUUGGAUCGCCCGCAGUGGUUCGUGCCAAUGAUAUGGAUAAUGCUCCCAUAAUCGUUAAGUAUUUUGUUAUUGUACUGUUAAAUAUAAACAAAUACCAACUCUU